GCCUAACUAAAACAUGGCGUCGGAAGAAUGGCUGUUGCAGAUCGAUUCGGAUAAAUACUACAUUUAGAGAAUUGAUUUCUGUUGAGCUUCUGAAUACAAUUUGAUGUUCACUUGAUUACUUCUUGUAACAGAUAGUCUGAGAUACUAAAUUCAUAAGUCGUAUUAUUUAAAAAGACUGAUAAUACCAGAUCGAAGAAUGGUGAUGAAAUAUUUUAUAUUUCAAUAAAUCUUUGAUAACAGAGAAAGGAUCUUGACACCCAAUUGUUAUACUUAGGUAUCAAUGCCAUAAUGAAGUCGGUAGUCCAAAUUCAAACCAGUAAACCUACUUCCCCUAAACCUGGAAAAGGGGUGGAUGGAGGUCAUAAUUCACAAGCCUCCGGUGACUCCAUUGAUCAAGUAGGGAAAGGAGAUUUUAAUAAAAAGGAAGUGGUAAAUAUUAGCAACAAUGCAGGUGAUAUUCCGCUACCACCACAACCACCAACAACAAAUCUUACCAACUUACCAGAUGCUGAAUCAAUCCCUUUGCCACCACCAACAGAUACAGAUUCCAUCCCACUACCCCCAAGUGAUGACACCAAGAAGGAAGGGCAAAGUAAAGAAAAUACCACCCUAUCAAAGAAUUUAAGAACUGGAGUUGUAAAGACACCGUUUGUUAUAAAACCAAAAGUUAAAACUAGCUCUGAAAUUAAACAACUUUUACCGAAAGAUGAUGGUAAAGAUUGUGAUGGCGGAAGGGAGAGUGUAUCCUUCAGCUUUACAAAGAAAGCUACAACCAGUGUUGUUCCGAUUGUGGCAGCUUUUGUAUCUGAAGAAGAUGCCAAAGGAAAGAAAGAUCUUACAGUAGUACUUAAUGGCCAAAUAUUAGGUAAUCAGGAAGAAACCUCAAAUGAUAACACAAGUGAUAAAAUUGUGGGAAGCAAAAAAAUGUUUGACUUUGUGAAAGUGAUGAAUAAGGAAGAAACUAAAGAAUUAGAUUGGCCUGCAGCCAUGAUAAAACAUACCAAAGUAGAACCCAUUAUAAAUUAUAGUUGUAAUCCUUUAUCAUUUGAUUUUAGUAUGUUGUUAAAAUCCAAUAAUGUUCAUGUUGAUAAUAAGAGCCCUGAAAGUAAAGAAGUAGAAGAAGCCGUCUCUUCCAAAAGUUGUUCAGAAGAUAAAAAAAUGGGUGAUACCGAACUGAAUGUACCAAAGCUGCAGAAUGAGAUAAACAAUAUAGAAACCGAGAAGGACAUUCAGGAAGAAACGGCCAAUCUGUUAGAAGAAAUAAAAGAAGUGGUAGUUUCCAAAGAACGCUCCAGAAAAAGGAAACAUAAAAGGAAGUCGAAAAACGUGGUACACAAGAAUGAAAAGUUGGAAGACACAAGUAGUAAGCUCAAGAAACACAAGAAGAAAAAGAAGAAGAAAAAGCAUAAACAAUCUUCGCGUUGUGAAGAACCAGAUUCAAAGAAACACUCUAAGAAGUUGGAAGAAAUGGCUGAUAAUGAUGAAAAUCCAGCUGUAGAAGGAGACAAAGGUGCAAAGCCACGUAAGCACUCAAAGAAACGAAAGCGAAAACACAGACAUACAGAGAAAACUGAAACUAAUAUUGUUAAUGCUGGAAAUGCUGAAAAUAUUGGGGCAAAGAAAGAACCACCUGUCAAGAGAAAGCGUAGCAGGAGUAAGAAAAGUAAAAGCAAUAAAGAGCAUAACAGCAAGAUAUUAUCCUCUGAUAAUGAAUCUGAGACAAAUGGUAAAGAAAGUCGAAGGAGAAACAGUACGAAGAAAAGGAAGCGCCACAGAACAGUACUUAUUCCAGAACCAAAGAUUGCUGAAGAUAACCAAAUUGAAAGUAACGAUAAAUCUGAAAUAAAAAAUCAUGAUUCAACAGUGACAAAACCAAAAGAUGUUUCUGCUGAGAUUAAAUCAUCACACCCAGCAAAAAGUCCCGGUAAAAAUAAAGGUAUAGGGUCCACUCCGAAGCAGACUGGAUCACCAAUGGAAAGUAAGAAAAAGGGUGUAAGUGAAACUCCUGAUAGCACAGGAGGUUCCAAUAAAGGAUCACAAAGGAAAAGGACAGUAAGUGGCUCAGGUGAAGACCUAACACCAUCAAAAAUAAGAAAGACGCCAAAUCUGGAAAAAUCAGGACUGAAAGCGGAAGAUACUUGGAGUAAAAUGGAAGGAUUAUUUGAGGCAAAGAAAGAAGAUGAAAGUAAAGCUAAAUGGGAUACUAGUGAUAGUGAAGAUAAUGAAACAUCAAAGACUGUUGAUAAGAAAAGGAGUAAGAAAACUCCGCAAAAAUCUAAUAGAUCAAGACGUAAAAGUCGGAGAUCAGAAUCCAGUGAGUAUAGCUACUCUUCAGAUUCUGAUAGAUACACUAGAAGUCACUCAAGACAUCACUCUAGGUCUCGGUCAUAUAGCCAUUCAAGAAGUCGUUCAAGGUCUAGAAGUAGAUCAAGGUCAUAUUCUUAUGAUUCACGGUACAGUAGGUCCUCUUCUAGAUCACGAUCUAGAUCACACUCACGAUCUAGAUCUAGAAGAAGGUCUAGAAGAUCUUAUUCCAGGAGAAGAAGUUCAUCCUACAGCAGAGGUUCUAGCUAUUCUCGCUCAAGAAGCCGUUCAUAUGAUUGGUCAAAACCGUAUUCCAGAUCUCCAUCAAGAUGCAGUUCGAGGAACAAAAUAUUAAAAUCACCGCUUUCCGAAACUAUUUCCUCAAUAUCAAAAGUGAAUGAAACAACAGAAGCAAAAAACAAAACAGUUGACGUAGAUCCAGGAGAAAUACCUUUACCUACAGCAGAUGAUGACAAAACUAAAGACAAAAAAAUAAUGGAUGAUAUACCCUUGCCUCCUGCAGGAGAGUCAAAACCAAACAGUGAACCUCACAUCCCCAAUGUCACUGGAAGUUUAAAAGCGGUUUUUGCACCCCCUCCUCCUCCCCCACCUCCACAAAAUUUAGAACUUGAAUGUGGAUCAGAACAGAAACUCAAUGGUCCUCCCCAUGACCCAAGCUACCAUCAUGAUCAAAACUACCAUGAUCCAAAUUACCUAGAUGGUCCAAUGAUGCAUGGUCGGCCACCAUUCGGACAUCGUUAUGGACCACCAUCUAGAAUGUAUGGGCCAGGGAUGGGUCCACCUCCUGGAAUGAGAGGUGGACCACAACACCCACGUCAAAUGGGACCUCACGGUCCAAGGCAAGGUUAUAGAGGACCACCACCAAUCCAAGGAAGACACCCUGGGCCCCCGCCUGGCAUGAUGGGCCCACGAGGUCUGAUGAGACCUCCUAUGAGGGGUCCAAUGCCACCUUUCAACAGGAUGAUGCCACCACCACACAUGAACAGCAGUCGACCCCCAUUUCAAGGUAAUCGAAUGCCUCCUUUCAUUGGUCCACGCAUGCCUGAUCCUGAUUUAAUGAACAAAUCUAAGACGUCACCACCACCAUUACCCCCACCUAAAUCUCCUUCACCACAACCUCCUCCUCCUCCUAAAAAAGAAGAAAAACCAGAAGUUGAGGUUAUGCAGCCAAUAUUUAUCCCACCUGAACAAGCUGAACAGUACAGAAAACUUCAAAAACAGGCUCAAAAACAUGCUAAAAAGUUAAGGAGACAAGAACAGCAGGAGAAAGGGGAAGAAGUAUCAGAUGAAGAGGAGGAAGAUGAUGAUGAUGAAGACAAGAUGGAAACAGAAGAACAACAAUUAUUAGAAGCUGAAUUGGCAGCCAGCGCUGCUGAUGAUGAAGCAUCAAGUUCUUUAUUAGCAAUACCCACAGCACAGAGUCCAUUACUUCAACAGCAGACAAUACUAGUACCCCAACAAUUGUCUGGUCAGUUAUCUUUUUCUCCUUCAGGUCAGUUGUCGUUUUCACCAUCUGGACAGUUAUCAAUUACACCUUCAGGACAGCUGAUUGCAGCAGCACAACCACAGUUGAUCCUACCACAUUCUCUGUCAAAUGCAGGGUUACCAGUUCAAGCAGGAGCCCCUGUUAUAGCCUUUCCACAAACAACUCUUGGAUCGUCUCUCACUCCAUCUCUAAUCAGUCAGUUAUCAGCAUCUCAUUUAGCUUUAGGUGGACAUGCACCUGGUUUGGUAUCACAAUCAAUGCAUAGUCAGUUAUUAGGCCAGUCUCAGCUGCCAAUGCAAAGUGCUGUACAUGCAAUACCAGGUAUGCCAGGAUACCAUGCUGUACAACAAGGUCUCUCUAGUCUACAAGGAUAUCCAGGAAUGCAAGGCUUGCAGGGCUUACAGGGCUUGCAGGGUAUUCAUGGAUUACAAGGUGGUAUGAUUCCAGGUCUCCCUGGAGUUCAAAGCCUGCAUGGCCUACAGACUCAACAUGGAUUCCCAGGAUUGCAACAUUUACCACAGAUGAUUUCUCCAAUGGCUCACCAUCAAGGUCAAGUAAUUUUGAUUCCUCGAUUACAUCGGCCUAUGUAAUUGUAAUGAGACAAUACCAUAAAGUGCUUAAUAAAUAUAAAUGUGAUUUUUGAAUGAUGAAAUGUGAUAAUUUAUAUAAUUGACUUGAGAAUAUAUUUAAUUUGAAAAUUUACUUUAAUGUCUUGUGGGAUCAUAACCAUGCACAAGUAAAUAUAGGCAGGUAGUCCUCCAGCUCUACUUUAGUUGGCGUUUUUUUAAUUUAUUUUAUGUCAUUUUGAUGUCAACCUUUGUAAAUGAAUUGAUACAUGUAAUAUUUAUUAUUAAAAUGAAAUCAGUGUGUUUGUAGAAAGGGAUGAUUUCUGAUUAAUUUAUUUUCCACUCAUGAAUUUGCUACUGAUGUGCCAAUUACUGCGGAGCCAAUAUGACAUGAUCUCAUUGCACUUGUUCUGUGCCUGUGAUUAGUGGAAUGAUUUAUAUUUGAACAAAAUAGAUCUAGCUUUAUAGUAAUAGACUUCAGGUGAUGAAUGAGUGUGAACUUGUGAAUACAGUUGAAUGUGUUAUUAUGAUCAUGAACUAGAUCUAUAAUUAUAGUUAUUUGUAAAUAUUAGUCAACGCCAAUCAGGAUGAAACUAUUAUAGUUCAAAGAGAUUGAAACAUUUAUGUGCACAGGCAUUAAACAAUUUCUAUGACCUGCAGUGGUUUGAUUUUAAACCUAUGUAAAUAAAUAUGCUUUUUUUUUUGUACAUAUUGAAAACUAGAAAGUAUGUGUUCAAAUUAUUUCACUCUGUUCUUCAAUUCGAGUGAUGUAAUGUAUGCAAUAGUUUAUUUCAACAACUAAUUGCACUUAUUUGUUUUUAAUCACAUAGUGUAAAUAUGGAUAUAAUAUAAUUCUUUGUUAUUGCUUUUAUUGUUAAUUUUGAAGCAAUGCCAUUGUUGCUAAACCAGAUGACACAACAGAAUUUAUUUUUCUUUUCUUUCUUUUUAUUUAUAGAAGUUUUUGCUUCCAAUGUCAUUGAUUUCCAAACCACUCAUAUUUGUUUAGAAUGCUAACUUGAGUUUUCCAAAAAUUAAAUCAAGAUCCAGAAGGGAUAUUUGUGUAAUUUGUGUAAUUAUUGGGUUAGAAAGUAUAGCUUACACUGUGCCAUGUUUUAUCAAAUUUUAACUGUUUGUCCUCUGGUACUGUUAGGUUCAUUAUAAUGACUUGGUUUUUGUAACUUCUGCAGUUAUAUGUUCUUGUGCAACAGGGAUGGGAUUUCAUUAAACGGAGGUCAUUAUGUUUACUUACUAUUACUGGUACUAUUAUUAAUGAUUUAAUCUCAACAACUGAACCACCUCCCACUACCAUACAGACCUCAUAACUUCCAUAUUAACACUUAAUGUUCUCCUUUCACUUAAGGACUUGGUUAUGUGUUAAAUUUUAAGAAUAAGAUUUUUUUUUAGUGAGUAAUUUAAAAGCACCAGUAUAUAAGAAACAUGAUUAACAACAAAAAAGUAAAAUAAGUGUUAGGUGGAAAUAAAAAGAUAGUCAUGUAGUCUCCCCUUUUAAAAGAAUAUUCUAAUGGUAUGAAAGCCAAACUAGGAAGUGGUAUAAGUUGUCCAGGAAAUGUUACUCACUGAACAAAGAUCAAACAUUUUAAUUCUGUUUUUUUAUUUCUAGGACAUUAGAAAUAAAUACUGUGGAAUUUAUAAAUGGUCAAGCCCUUGAACUGUGAAAUCGGAAACUAUUUUAGUUCUUUUUACUGUUAAUAUGCACACAAAUGAUAAUAAUUAUGAACUAGUCAUUUGACCUGAUAUUGAAUAUAUUAUUUAAUGACAAUUAAACUCUGUUUCUGUAAAAAAAAAUCUUAAUAUUUCCAAAUAUUGUUUGUGUUGUCGGUUAUGGACAUAAAAUAAUUUAAACCACCUAUUCCUGAAUGUUGACCAGGUAAAACCCUUGUCUCGGUCAUGUCGAUAAGUCACAUUAACAAAUAUUUAACCCACAUUUAAUCUUAAGGUAUAUAUGGUUUACUAAAGUGAUUUAUCAUUUUCCAUAUUUUUUAUGGUCAACAUUUGGGAAUACAUGGAUAAAUGGUUGAAAUUGUCAAGAUUUAAAAAUUGUACAGUAAUAAUUCUUAGGCUUCUGUUAGUUGUAAUACAAUCGUUAUAAAGUUGUCUGAUGAUUUUAUGUACCGUAUGUGGUAUGGUUGUGUGCGGAAUGUAUGAGUGUAUGCCAUCGCAUUUGAGACAAAGCAUAAUAUAUUCAUGUUUUGAAAUACAAUAAAACAAAAAAAGAAAAAAAAAAUU
Molecule: messenger RNA, 6624 nt
Organism: Patella vulgata (common limpet)
Lineage: Eukaryota; Metazoa; Mollusca; Gastropoda; Patellidae
Product: G patch domain-containing protein 8
Exons: 7
Coding region: 289-4401 (1370 amino acids)
Cellular component (GO): nucleus
Source: RefSeq, a predicted model, not a curated record